AUGGGCGAGGUUCGCCGUACUUUCAUGGUAGAGCUCGGAGAGGAGCGCGACGCAUCGAACUCACGUUGUGUUUCGUCGGCAUUCAAGAUCCUGGGCCAGAAAUGUCAAUGCGCAAAAGAUGACGAGCACAGGAGAUUCCACAUGGGAGCCUGUAAAACUCACUUUCCAACGGUCCUCAGGGCCAUCCACAACGUUGGAACUGGCCGAGCAUAUGAGUGGCAUCAUGAUUGCAAUAUUGUGUCCCUAAAAGGUGACAAAAGGCCCUUGAACCGUGCGCGGGUUCAGAAUGAAGACCUCGUAUUCUCGCAUAGUAUACAAAUGCAAGACGACGAUAUAACGACGGCGAAAAUGAUUCAAAAGGAGACCCUUCGACACGAAUCAGGGGGGGCUCCUGGGAAUGACUCCCUAGCCAGACGUUCCGAGGCAAUGGUCGAGUACUCAACCUCGCAAGCACUGGGUGGCUGUGGACAUGGGGCUUUGUCAACAUUGUCAACAUCCUCUAUCCCAAUGCAUCUGAAUAUGUCUCAAGCGUUUAAAGGCCUGAGCAAAUGUGUUGGCUCAGAAGAUGGUCAACAAACGACGUUUGUUGAUUCUAUUCGCCCCAAGCAGAUAUGCUUGCUGUCGUCAUGUUAG
Aspergillus sclerotioniger CBS 115572 is the source of this 633-nucleotide messenger RNA. RefSeq lists its product as uncharacterized. NCBI's taxonomy places the organism in Eukaryota, Fungi, Ascomycota, Eurotiomycetes, Eurotiales, Aspergillaceae. The record is from RefSeq and is a predicted model, not a curated record. The coding region runs from base 1 to 633 and encodes 210 amino acids. The transcript is spliced from 3 exons.